GUCACAUACUGAAGACCUUUUUUAAACUUGUUGUUAAAGUAUAAUACAAAAUAUUCAUAAUGAAUGCUACUAAUUACUUAAAAAUAGUUUUUACUUUUUUAUCGAUGUAUUUACAAGCAGAUGCCAAAUAUAACCUAAAAGUAGGUGACAUAGUUGGUGUUAAUUUACCCAAUACGACCUCUACCUCAACAACUCAAAAGCCCAAAAGAAAAUAUGAUUUGGUGAGGUUUGAUGGUGUAUCUCCGUAUGGUGAUCAACAUAUUGAUAAGUAUAUUACUCAUUAUGCUUCCGAUUACAAUAAGAAAGUGGCAAAGUAUUUUGGUGAACACAGUACUCCUGUAAAAUCUAAAGACUUAAUAUCUGACCCAAAUUAUGCUGCGAUCAAUGAUGGAAAGCGUAAACUAUUCGUAGGUGACAUAGUUUUUGUUAAAGUAACCAGUAAUAUGACUCAAUUAAAAUAUGAUGUGGUAGAGAAAAGAGAAUUUACUGCGUCUAGACGACUUAAAGGUGAAAAUCGGGUUAACAAUCUAGGGGGAGCUACAUCCCUCAUCAAAUCUGUGUGA
This is a messenger RNA of Adelges cooleyi (spruce gall adelgid), 563 nucleotides long. RefSeq lists its product as uncharacterized. NCBI's taxonomy places the organism in Eukaryota, Metazoa, Arthropoda, Insecta, Hemiptera, Adelgidae. The transcript has 11 exons. The record is from RefSeq and is a predicted model, not a curated record. The coding region runs from base 60 to 563 and encodes 167 amino acids.